AAGCACUGGUAUACAUAAUUGGUUAAUAAAAACGAUGUGUGUCUAUUAGUGGAAUCUUAAUCUGAUCUCAAUUCCACAUGGCCUGUCCGACCUAAUGAAAAUAGUUUGAAAUGUUAACUAAUAUUACAGUUUUUUAAAGUGUGAAAUCAGAAUGGGUUCUAACAGCUAAGAUCAUACAUCAACUAGGAGUAUAGUCCUACGACCUAAUGAAUGUAAAUGUCUGGAUAGUUUCGAAAGACAAUGACCUUGGCUAAAUGCUGUCUUGUCGUCCCUCUGAUGUGCACUGGGGAUCGAUCAGAGAGUUGUUAAGAUGGCUGGAGUCAAAGGGCAGCUGUCCACUAUAAAUGCCCUGUCUGGACUUCUGUCUGCUCACAGCAUCAUUUCAAACCAAGACAAGCUAGAAGGAGGCUGACUAGUUGAUGCCAUCUUCUCUUUACUUUUCAACGUGACUUAACGCUACAGUGGAUAACACCGCUUCUGUCAAAUGGAAGGCUUGGCAUGGCUCGUCCUUUGCGCGCUCCUCAUCUGCUUUUUCAGGCUUGGCAGUUCGGGGAAACUGUCGCACCAUUCCCGGCAUCACAAGAGCGCACCCGAGUCCAGUUUAGGAAAUCUAAAUUCGUACCAUCCCAACAGGUACCCUCUCUAUAUGAUGCAGCUGUACCGCUCCUUCAAGGCUGCAGACUCCUCACAGUCCACGGCUGUCAACGCCGUCAGUGCAGCCGAUGACAGCCACUUACUGCGGCAUUCUGACUCAGUCAUCAGUCUCAUAGCAAAAGGUUGCCAUCAAGUGGGUGAGAAAUGGACCGUCACUUUCGACAUGUCCUCCAUCUCUGCGACUGACGAUGUCCAGUUGUCAGAGCUUCGGGUCAGACUACCAGCUUUCUCCGCCUCCAAGCGCGUCACAUUGGACAUUUAUCACUCGCGAAAGCAGGACUGCGAGUCUGACACUGAAAUGUGCCGCGACGAGCGCCUUCUCUUGGGCAGCUUUGGCGCAUCGCCCAGUGACACCAAGUCUCCAUUGAACGUUUUCAAUGUAACAGCUCUGCUCAAAUAUUGGUUGCACCAGGGAGACGCAGUGACGGAGAGUCAAGAAGCAAGAGUUGGAGAUGUGAUGGAGGAAGAUCACGGGAGUGGGGUAGAUGGAGAGAUCGACAUGCCAUACAUUAAGCAUUUUACGCACAGGCGAAGGAAGGUUCACCAUCCGACAGCCGAACGGGUUAUGAUGGUUGUCUUCUCCAAGCACAACCUGCCUCGGGAUGGCGAGAGCGCACCCACUCUCAUCCGUACUGUGGAGCACUCCAAAUACGCAAUUUUGGACCAAGUCAGCGGUGAAGCUCAAGGGCGACGCCACAAGAGAAACCGAAUGGAGAGAGUGCGGAUGGCCGGCGGAAUUGCAGCGAAUGGUACUGGGUCACUGGCUGAAUCCGUCCAACGCCCACUAUGUCGGAAGGUGGACAUGUGGGUAGAUUUCGACCAGAUCGGCUGGAACGAGUGGAUUGUGUAUCCAAAGCGCUACAACGCGUUCCGUUGCGAGGGCGAGUGCCCUACUCCGGUGGAUGAAUCCUUCAGUCCCACCAACCACGCAUACAUGAAGAGCCUGUUGAGACUGUACCAUCCGGAUCGUGUGGGGUGCACCUCCUGCGUGCCUACGCGCCUCAGCCCGCUGUCCAUGCUGUACUAUGGUGAUGAAGACGUGGUGUUACGGCAUCAUGAGGACAUGAUCGUGGAGGAGUGUGGCUGUCACUGAUACCCCAGCCAUGUCACCUCACCUUGCAACCAAAAAUACCACUUAUUUAAAACGCUUCACUUAGAAUGGCAUGUUGUGCGUCAUGAAAUGACUCUUAUUGAAGGUGUCCAUCUGAUUCAAUUUAUACUUCAGGCUGUUUGUGGUCUGUAACAUGGAAGAUACAUUUCUUUGAUACUUACUGUAUCUUAUACAGUCAUCUCAGGUGUUCUCAUCUGAAACAACAGCAUUGCAUUUUAGAUGUGUCCUUAGAUUGAGCCAAUGUAUUUACUUUAUGAUAAAAGGUCUACUGUUAUUUAUUUGAAUAUUUCAAGAAGAAAGACUUCACUUUUUGGGUCAUACUUAGGCUGUAUGCAUUUAUAUCGGCAGGGUUUUGGUAUUUAAGAAGUUUAAAGGAAUAUUCUGCCAAAAUGGUAUCU
Salvelinus sp. IW2-2015 is the source of this 2163-nucleotide messenger RNA. Its product is annotated as nodal homolog. Gene Ontology annotation, molecular function: cytokine activity; growth factor activity. Gene Ontology annotation, cellular component: extracellular region. The record is from RefSeq and is a predicted model, not a curated record. Lineage: Eukaryota; Metazoa; Chordata; Actinopteri; Salmoniformes; Salmonidae.